Molecule: messenger RNA, 681 nt
Organism: Capronia epimyces CBS 606.96
Lineage: Eukaryota; Fungi; Ascomycota; Eurotiomycetes; Chaetothyriales; Herpotrichiellaceae
Exons: 1
Coding region: 1-681 (226 amino acids)
Source: RefSeq, a predicted model, not a curated record
AUGGCUCAGCACACGGUGCAGCAACUCUGUGAAACCAUCGACGCCAAACUUCGACUGGCGCAAGCUCAGCGUCGUCCCAGUGAACCUGCAUAUCCACCCACAUACUCCGCUCCGUCGUCUUCCUCUUACGCCAUCCCGAGCGGGUUUCAGUCGGCGACAACACUGGAUAUCAGUCCGCGAACGUCCAUGUCCCAAGACACAUGCACGCGUGCAUCCAGCAACUUAGAGUGCAAGAAAAGCGACACCAGCAAAUACACCGUGCAUCAUCAUCAUCAUGGCCAUCCCCGACCGCGCCCUCAACUUGAAACCGUCAUCUCGUGGACCUCGAAUGCGACCCGGCGUAAAGAAUACGCGAAGAUCGACCGCGCACACAGCGGCGUACGCGGCUUCCUUCGUCGACUGGUGCCACGGUGUGUGUGCAAAACUGCCAGGAAAGGCUUCUUCACUGGCUACUGUGACGGCAACAGUGUGAGGCGGUUCCGAAUGAACGUGUGCGGCGAGAACGGAGCCGAGUCUGAGGAUGACGAGACGGAAGCAGAAGAGAAACAAGACCCGGUGGCGAGAGACGCAGUUGCAGAGCCGAAGACCGUCGCCGUCGCCGUCGCCGUUGAUGAGCGGGAACAGCAGGAGAGGAAGGAAGGGCAUGAAAGCCCCAGGUCGCGAUGGACGUGUCUCCAAUGA